AUGUUCGCGAGAUCAACAUUUGUCCGUUUACUUUCGACCUCUGGAAGACAGUUAGCAGAAGCCGAGAAAAAAGUGUCUAAAGAGGCCCUUAUGACUCUCCGCAAGCGCACUGGAUACAGCUACGUUAACUGUAGAAAGGCUCUUGUGAAAUUCGGUGAGAAUGACAUGGAAAAUGCGGUCAAAUGGUUGAAAGAAGCUGCAGCCAAAGAAGGAUGGGCGAAAGCAGCCAAACUUGGCACCCGUGUCACAUCUAACGGUCUCGUGUCUGUCGUCUCCGACAAUUCUGCAGCUGCCGUAGUAGAAUUGAGCUGCGAAACAGACUUCGUUGCUCGCUCUGGAGCGUUCAAGGAUCUUCUUGCCAACAUUUCCAAUUCCGCACUUUCAAAGUCCAAAUCACAGUCGGUAUCCGGAGGGGCAAAACUUCAAGAGUUCAACUACGAUCUCGGAGAUUUGACUGAUAAAGAAGGAAAGAACAUGCGCGAAGUUCUUUCACUGGCUAUUGGAAAACUUGGCGAGAACAUGGCUGUGAAGCGAGUGAAGGCCUACAAGGCUCCAGAAGGAACAACUCUAUUCGGAGCAUCUCAUCCCAAAGAUGGAUCUGACGAACUUCCAAUGGGAAGGUUCAUCUCUCUGGUUGCGUUGAAGCAAACUUCUAAAGGAUCAAUUAGCAGUCAACAACUGGCUGGUCAAAUCUGUCAGCACAUCAUCGGAAUGUCACCAGAAACGCUUGGAGAAGCGGUGGACACCGCCAAAUCCCAGGAAGGGCUGAGUAGCCAGGAAGGUCAUGAUCCAGAUGCUGAUCCAGUAGUUGUCACAAACAUCGAUGAUUCCGAAACAGCGCUGCUCCGUCAAGCAUUCAUGUUGAAUCCAUCGCAGUCUGUUCAUGAAUAUCUCAAAUCCCACAACGCGAGUGUCAUCGAUUUCGUCCGCGUGGAGCUCGGAGGAGAGCAGUAA
Molecule: messenger RNA, 954 nt
Organism: Caenorhabditis briggsae
Lineage: Eukaryota; Metazoa; Nematoda; Chromadorea; Rhabditida; Rhabditidae
Gene: Cbr-tsfm-1
Product: Protein CBR-TSFM-1
Exons: 4
Coding region: 1-954 (317 amino acids)
Biological process (GO): mitochondrial translational elongation
Cellular component (GO): mitochondrial matrix
Molecular function (GO): translation elongation factor activity; protein binding
Source: RefSeq, a predicted model, not a curated record